Messenger RNA from Lactuca saligna, 396 nucleotides. NCBI's taxonomy places the organism in Eukaryota, Viridiplantae, Streptophyta, Magnoliopsida, Asterales, Asteraceae. The record is from the annotation of a GenBank genome assembly.
AUGGUGAUUUGUACGUGUGGAAGUGUUACUGUGAGAGUCACAUAUUGGACGGACCUCAACCCAGGAAGGCGAUUCUGGUCUUGUGCUCGAAAUGGUCGAAGUUGUCCAUUUCUUGGGUGGGUGGACGAUCCGAUGUGCCAUAGAGUUGUGGAGGUGAUUCCUAGCUUGCUGAGGAGAAUGAACAAUGUUCAAAUGCUGUUGAUUCAAGCUCGUGCAGAUGUUGUGAAGCUCAAGUGGAUGCUUAUUCUGUCUUGGAAUAUUGGAAUGGAAUGGAAAGAGUUGUGUCCAUUUAUCAAAGAUUGGAAUGGAAUGAGAAAAAUAGAAGAUCAAAACCCUAUAAGUAAACAAUGGAAUGGAAUGUGUUUUGGUCAUUUAUCAAACAAUGGAAUGGAAUGA